This is a messenger RNA of Seminavis robusta, 816 nucleotides long. The record is from the annotation of a GenBank genome assembly. Lineage: Eukaryota; Bacillariophyta; Bacillariophyceae; Naviculales; Naviculaceae.
CCCAACAAUGAAACCCGCACCCAUCCCUCUUGACUCUUGAGAGCCCCCAUGCCUGCUUCGUGAACGAAACCAACCCACAGCACACAUGAGGGAUCCCUCCCAAAUCUUUCAUGCGCUUGUUGCCCACAAUCCACCCUGAUAGAGGGAAGGUUUCUUAGUGAUUCAAACAAUGGCAGCUACACUAGAGGCGUCAGCGCAGUCAGUAUCCGUAGUGGCCCUUUGGGCUGUGGUUGGAGGCGGUGCCAGUUUCCUUGUGGGACCCCCCAUAAUUGAUUCCAGCGAAUUUCGGUACAAACGCACAGCAGCAGCCUAUUUUUUGUACUUUUAUCUGAUCGUGUUUUUCCAGUCUGUUCUUGCCAUUAAAUUGUGGGACGAGGUCAAGAAGAAAGACAAGAAGGUUUCAUUGUGGGAAGUCAAGUUUGGGCCCCUGAGUUACACUGAUCGAAGAAUCGUGGCGAGCAACCGGACCGUUGGAAACACUCUGGAACAAAUGGCAAUUUUUUUGGUGGGGCUCUGGCUUACUACUCUUCUUACCACGGACGAUCAUGCCAGCAUCUGUGGAUGGGUCUAUGUCAUUUUUAGAUCCAUGUACCCCGCCCUCUAUCUCUACGAUCCCAAUCUGGUUUUGCUGGCUACUAUUCCGAAUUACUGCACUGUGGCUUACCUUUGGGUUACAAUUGUUCGAGCCUGCUUUGUUUCGUAGGUAGGCAGGCAGUAGGUAGAGAGAGAGAAGAAAACAGGUUGCAAAAGAGUAACGUCUAAUAUGUAGAUUAUGGAAGCAUUCGUAGCCAGGGACGUCUUUUCUACGCACUAGGG